AAUUGCUCUUCAAGUAGUCAACUACUACACUCCAUCUCACUAUCCUUCACCCAAUUGUUCAACGGUCGUGUCUUUCUAGGUUGUGAUCUGGUUGUGAUCUUUAUGAUUCACUCACUGGUGGUGUCUGAAACUGAAGGUGAUGUUGAGGGGGAAAUCACAAGUGCACAUCUCAACCAGUGUGUUUGAUGGAGAGGAACUCCCUACACUAUCUUGCUAUCCUGUUGGAUGUAUGCUGCUUGUACAGGUCCUUUCUCUGACUCACUUACUAGACAAUUAUACUUAUCUGACUUGUUCACAAUUGUGAUCCAUUGCGGCAACCCAUAACAUUACUUCUAUUUGUUGUGCUACCAAAUCUGUGCUCCUCGCUUUACUAUGUGAUCAUGCUUGUUCUCAGAUCUGUUCCUUAUGGCUCAUAUUUACCUUUCAAGCCAUGAUUCACCCUCAUACUCGUCUCCAAAAUGCUCCGCCCGCCAUCUCAAUGCAUGAAGCCUUGCGAGAGCACCUCAGUGCAUUGGACAGAGAAUUGGAACUGCAAAGAUUAACAUAUGCACAUCAACACACACACAAUAUCACUGAUACUGCUAACUUUCCUUGGA
This is a messenger RNA of Serpula lacrymans var. lacrymans S7.9, 596 nucleotides long. RefSeq lists its product as uncharacterized. Lineage: Eukaryota; Fungi; Basidiomycota; Agaricomycetes; Boletales; Serpulaceae. The record is from RefSeq and is a predicted model, not a curated record. The transcript has a single exon. The coding region runs from base 140 to 304 and encodes 54 amino acids.